This is a messenger RNA of Lottia gigantea (owl limpet), 348 nucleotides long. RefSeq lists its product as hypothetical. The transcript has a single exon. Gene Ontology annotation, biological process: glycoside catabolic process; fucose metabolic process. The record is from RefSeq and is a predicted model, not a curated record. NCBI's taxonomy places the organism in Eukaryota, Metazoa, Mollusca, Gastropoda, Lottiidae. Gene Ontology annotation, cellular component: lysosome. Bases 1 to 348 code for a protein of 115 amino acids. Gene Ontology annotation, molecular function: alpha-L-fucosidase activity.
AUGGCGUUUCUUUGGAGUUGUCUGUGUGUGCUGGUAAUACAACAUAUUGUGGUAGGAGUCAGGUAUGAUCCAACAUGGGAAUCUAUUGACUCCAGACCUUUACCACAGUGGUAUGACGAAGCUAAAUUUGGUAUAUUUAUUAACUGGGGAAUAUAUUCAGUACCAAGUAUAACUAAUGAAUGGUUUUGGUACAGAUGGAAACAUGACAAAAAUCCAGAAAUAGUUAACUUUAUGAAAAAUAACUACAGACCAGACUUUACCUAUCCCGAUUUCGCAUCUCAGUUUACAGCUGAGUUUUAUAACCCCGCUCAGUGGGCUGAUAUAUUCCAAGCUUCCGGAGCAGAGUAA